CGCCACCUUCCGCCUGACGCGCCCCCGGCGGCGGCCGCGCAGCCCUGGCUCCUCGCGGGCUCGGGCAGCGGCUGCGGCGCGGUGAUGGCGAGCGGCGGCGGCGGUAACACCGGCGCGGGUGGGACCCCGGGGCUGGGCCUGGGGCUGAGCCUCGGCAUGGGUGAGGCCACCGGCGACGCGGAGGAGGAGGCGGCCGCGGCCGAGGCGGUGGGACGCCUGGCCACGUCGCUGUGGCUGCGGCUCCGCGGCUGGGAGGCGGUGCUGGCGGCCGCACAGCGACUGCUGGUGUGGGAGAAGCCGCUGCACAGCCUGGUCACGGCGGCCGCACUCAACGGCCUCUUCUGGUUGUUGUCUUCGUCGUCCCUCCGGCCCUUCUUCCUGCUCAGCAUCUCACUUUUGACCUAUUUCCUGCUGGAUCUCUGGCAUCCUCGCUUUCUCCCCGACGUUUCAGCUUCACCCCCUGAGGAACCACACUCUGACAGUGAGGGUGCGGGGUCAGGCGCCCAGCCGCACCUGCUGAGUGUGCCCGAGUUGUGCAGAUACCUGGCUGAGAGCUGGCUCACCUUCCAGAUUCACCUGCAAGAGCUGUUGCAGUACAAGAGGCAGAAUCCAGCUCAGUUCUGUGCUCGAGUCUGUUCUGGCUGUGCUGUGCUAGCUGUGUUGGGACACUAUGUUCCAGGAAUUAUGAUUUCCUACAUUGUCUUGUUGAGUAUCCUGCUGUGGCCCCUGGUGGUUUAUCAUGAACUGAUCCAGAGGAUGUACACACGCCUGGAGCCCUUGCUCAUGCAGUUGGACUACAGCAUGAAGGCAGAAGCUGAUGCCCUGCAUCACAAACAUGACAAGAGGAAGCGGCAAGGGAAGAAUGCUCCCCCAGCAGGUGAUGAGCCACUGGCUGAAACAGAGAGUGAAAGCGAGGCGGAGUUGGCGGGCUUCUCUCUAGUGGUGGAUGUGAAGAAAACAGCACUGGCCUUGGCUAUUACAGACUCAGAACUGUCAGACGAGGAGGCCUCUAUCUUAGAGAGUGGCGGCUUCUCUGUUUCUCGGGCCACCACCCCACAACUCACAGAUGUUUCUGAGGAUUUGGACCAGCAGAGCUUGCCAAGUGAGCCUGAAGAGGCUCUGAGCCGCGAACUGGGUGAGGGGGAAGAGACAGAGCUGGCCCCUCCUGAAGACCUGCUAAAUGCCCCUCCAGCCCUCUCAAAGCAAGCGCUGGAUACAGAAGAGGCUGCAGUCAAGGAAACCUUGCUUCAGCUCUCAUCCCCUCUUCACUUUGUGAAUACGCACUUCAAUGGGGCAGGGUCCCCCCAGGAUGGAGUGAAAUGCUCCCCUGGAGGACCUGUGGAGACCCUGAGCUCAGAGGCAGUGAGUGCUGACAUAAUGGCUCCACCCAGAGCCCUCUCACCCCCACUUUGCCCGGCCGAAAGUGGUCCAGUUACCCUCCUCUCCCCCUCUGUGCUCCCAUCCCUUCCCCAGGACUCACCUCAACCCCUGGCUGCCCCUGAGGAGGAAGAGGCACUCACCACUGAGGACUUUGAGUUGCUGGAUCAAGGGGAGCUGGAGCAACUGAAUGCAGAGCUGGGCUUAGGACCAGAGAUGCCCCCAAAGCCCCCUGAUGUUCUGCCUCCUCCUCCCCUGGGGCCAGACAGCCAUUCUCUGGUACAGUCAGACCAAGAGGCUCAUGCAGCGGUUGAGCCAUGAGCCAUGGCAGAAUGAGCCGCAGGCAUAGUAGGGCUUCCUGACUAGGGAUGUCAAGUUUUCUCCUUUCCCUGCCACUCUGGGGAAAGGCACUAUGUAGAGAAGCUGGCUGUCAGAUGGAAGCCAGCCCAUUCUCUGCCUGCCUGCCUGUCUGCCUGCCUGCCUGCUAUCCUGGGACCUGGUAUAGUACCUGUGCCUGGGAUGGGUUUUAAGUUUGUAAAUAAUUUUCCAUUUGGGCUAGUGGAUGUGAUGGGACUAGGGAAGUCCUUCCAUAGCCUGCACUUGCUUCCCUGCCUCAUCUCUUCUCAUUCUACUAUGUCCCAAGCCCUGGUGGUCUAUCCUUUCUCUCUCUUCCUAUCCUCAGGGACCUGUGCUGCUCUGCCCUCAUGUCCCAUUGGUUGUUUAGUUCAGGCACUUUAUUAUUUUCUCUACUGUCCUACACUUCCCUUGGCUUUAUUUCCCUGCUGUGUCCUGUCCUUAGCAGCGUCAUCCCCACUCUUUGCCAACCUCUUCUUCCACAGGCACUGGCCAAGUUGUAGGGCAGGUUCUCUUUGGAGUGGCGUCAGGCCAGCAGUCCUGCACUUAGGUCACUGUAGCCUCCAGCCUGCACUGUACCCUUGCCCGGUUCAACCCUCAUGAUGCAGGAGAGCAGGGUCCCAUAGCACUUUGCCAGCACUGGGGUUGAUGAGCACGCUCUCUCUCUUUUUGAGGUGAGGGACUUCCCUGCUGUCUUAGGAAGAACAAAACCUACUCUUCUGGACCACAGUUGAGACUCUGCUAGGGUCUAAAGUGGAUAGAAACAUCUGUGUAGGUGUUAACUGGAAAAAUAAAGUGUUGAUUGGCUAGAACUCUUGCCUGCUUGCCUGCCUGCCUCACUGUGAGCUGCUCCCACACUGUGCACUUUGUCCCCUCCUGACCUUUAUGCCCUUCAUCCCAGUACUGCCCCUGGUUGGUUAUUUUCCUUGGUGUAAAAGCCAGAAGCAGGGAUUAUCCUGACAACUCAGCCAGCUCAACCAUCUUCCUGGAAUGUGUGGUAUGUAGUGAGACUUAGCAUGUAUGAAUAAAUUACAUGCAGGAGGAAA
Messenger RNA from Microtus ochrogaster (prairie vole), 2777 nucleotides. RefSeq names its product reticulophagy regulator family member 2 (gene Retreg2). Gene Ontology annotation, cellular component: membrane. The record is from RefSeq and is a predicted model, not a curated record. Lineage: Eukaryota; Metazoa; Chordata; Mammalia; Rodentia; Cricetidae.